AAACUCCGUGCAGUCAUGCUGAAGAGGUGGUUUCUGGCCAUGGUGGUCCGUAGGGGACUUAUGCUCAUGGUGACAUUCUGCUUCGUGUCCCUCCUGUAUUUCCUGACCUGCAGACCUCAUGGAAACCAAAAGCACCAAAUGUUUAAAGGGCCAGUGGAUGAUAUGAAGUACCAGACUUUGCUGCAAGAACACGAGGAGCAAUAUCACCACUAUGCCACCAGCCUCACAAAGCAAAUCUUCCAGUUGAAGAAGGCUCUCCAAGUGAGGAGAAGACAGCUGCAGAAGUCUCUGGAACAGGCUGCUGUAAUGCUUCCACUGAAGUUGGAAGAACUGGGGCAGAAGAGUAACUCAGAGCUUGAGGUGUUCUUCAACAGGCAGCUGCACCAUGCAGAAAUUCAUCUAGGCACAAAUUUACCAAAUGAGCAUGCUCUGGUGCCAUUUGAGACCUUUACUCUUCACAGGGUCUAUCAGCUGGAGACUGGGCUUGCACGGCACCCUGUGCAAAGAGCUCUUCAGAAGGACCUGGGUGGAGCGUUAGAAGCCGCCCUACACAUCCUAAACGAUCCUCAGAAAAGGGACAACUCUCGCUACCAUAGAAUAUACUCCCCACGGGACUUUUUUGAGGGAAUUUUCCGCACAGAACGAGAUAAGGGGACCCUGUAUGAUCUCACAUUCAGAGAUAAUACUUCCCUGGACUUCAGGAGGCUACUUUUCUUUCGUCCAUUUGCGCCUCUGAUGAAGGUGAUGGAAGAAGUAAUUGACACAUCCAACAUGCUAAUAAACAUAAUCGUGCCAUUGGCAGAGAAGGUGGACUCGUUCAGACAAUUCAUGAAUAAUUUCAGGGAAGUUUGCAUUCGGCAAAAUGAAAGAGUUCAUCUGACUGUGGUGUUUUUUGGAACACAUAAAAUGGAUGAAGUGAGAGGAAUUAUAGAUGCCACUGCAAGGAAAAUGAGAUCCAGGAACUUCACUCUAAUACAUCUAAAUGAGAAGUUUUCCAGAGGGAGAGGUUUAGACAUGGGAGCUCGGGCCUGGAAGAAGAGCAAUGUCUUGCUUUUUUUCUGUGAUGUGGAUGUACAUUUUACUGCAGAGUUCCUCUACUCCUGCCGCAUGAAUGCCCAACCUGGUAAAAGAGUCUUCUAUCCCAUACCGUUUAAUCAGUACAACCCAGAAGUAAUAUAUGGUGAACAUAACAUACCUCCAGUUGAUAAACAGCUGGUAAUCAGUAAAAGUAUGGGAUUCUGGCAUGACUUUUCGUUUGGGAUGACAUGUCAAUAUAGGUCAGAUUUUGUCAACAUAGGUGGCUUUGAGUCCAGUAUAAAAAGCUGGGGAAAGGAAGACUUGCACCUCUACAGAAAAUAUCUUCACAGCAAUCUCAUGGUAGUGCGGGCCCCUUCACGAGGACUCUUCCAUAUGUGGCACGAGAAAGUUUGUGCAGAUGACUUACCGACAGAGUCAUUUAAAAUGUGCAUGCAGUCUAAAGCUAUGACUGAGGCUUCCCACAGCCAGAUGGGGGAGCUUUUAUUUCACCAGGAAAUAGACAGUCAUCUACAUAAACACAAACUCAGUGAUAAUGCUGACAUUAAGGGCACAUGA
This is a messenger RNA of Colossoma macropomum (tambaqui), 1593 nucleotides long. Its product is annotated as chondroitin sulfate N-acetylgalactosaminyltransferase 1-like. Gene Ontology annotation, molecular function: glucuronosyl-N-acetylgalactosaminyl-proteoglycan 4-beta-N-acetylgalactosaminyltransferase activity. Gene Ontology annotation, cellular component: Golgi cisterna membrane. NCBI's taxonomy places the organism in Eukaryota, Metazoa, Chordata, Actinopteri, Characiformes, Serrasalmidae. The record is from RefSeq and is a predicted model, not a curated record. The coding region runs from base 16 to 1593 and encodes 525 amino acids. The transcript has 7 exons.